Molecule: messenger RNA, 985 nt
Organism: Rhododendron vialii
Lineage: Eukaryota; Viridiplantae; Streptophyta; Magnoliopsida; Ericales; Ericaceae
Product: probable peroxygenase 4
Exons: 6
Coding region: 205-813 (202 amino acids)
Molecular function (GO): monooxygenase activity; calcium ion binding
Source: RefSeq, a predicted model, not a curated record
AUUUUUAUCGAUCAAAUUAUUUUUCAAUCCAGACCGUUCAAAAUAACAUUUAUCGUAAAUUUUAUUUACGGAUUGCUCUGUAUGAAAGUUUUCCUAUAUUCAAAUACCUAUAAAGAAUUGAUAAUUCGAAUUUAUUAGACCUUCCCCUCUCUCAAUUUGUAACCCUUUCUCUCUCUCCGUUUUUGCCGCAAAGAAGAUACAGCCAUGGCUGCAUCUUCAACUGAUUCCAAACCCACAUCAAACAGCAUUCAAUACGAGGGAGAGGAUGGUAACGAGGAGAACGGUCUGAAGAAACACGUCUCUUUCUUCGAUCGGAACAAAGACGGAGUUAUCUAUCCUUGGGAAACUUAUCAAGGUUUUCGUGCAAUUGGCUGUGGUAUUUUCUUUUCCACCUUCGCUGCCAUUUUCAUCAAUGUGGGUCUUAGUCGCAAAACUCGCCCUGGUAAAUUCCCUUCUCUACUCUUCCCAAUUGAGAUCAAUAAUAUCCAUAAAGCCAAGCAUGGGAGUGACACCGGUGUCUCUGACGGAGAAGGAAGGUUUGUCAACUCAAAGUUCGAGGAGAUUUUUAACAAGCACGCGCGAAUGAAUACAAAUGCCUUAACAUCAGGCGAACUAAACGCAAUGCUGCUGGCAAACAGGGCUCCAAAGAACUUUGGAGGAUGGCUUGGAAGCUACGUAGAGUGGAAGAUCUUACACAGCCUUUGCAAGGACAAGAAUGGUUUGCUGCAUAAAGAUACAAUCCGAGCUGUUUACGAUGGAAGCUUGUUCGAACAAAUGGCAAAGGAGAAGGCUUCAUCUGGGAAAUAUGAGUAAAUAUAUUCACUCGAAAAAUGCAAAAUUGCUCGGCUAAUUGAUAACGUUGGGGUGUGAUGGUUGAUGGUCUUGAUUGUAAACCUCUAUAUACAUGUUGGUUAUGAUGGGAGACCGUCUGUUAGAACGAUAUCUGGUUAGUUGCUCUUCCGCUAUAACAUCGCGUCACCUUUAA